Micromonas pusilla CCMP1545 is the source of this 882-nucleotide messenger RNA. It is a transcript of the gene RRM, whose product is annotated as RNA binding protein. The record is from RefSeq and is a predicted model, not a curated record. Gene Ontology annotation, molecular function: mRNA binding. Gene Ontology annotation, cellular component: nucleus. The transcript is spliced from 2 exons. Gene Ontology annotation, biological process: mRNA export from nucleus. Bases 40 to 882 code for a protein of 280 amino acids. NCBI's taxonomy places the organism in Eukaryota, Viridiplantae, Chlorophyta, Mamiellophyceae, Mamiellales, Mamiellaceae.
ACUCACGAUCACGCGCACGCCUCGUCGAUCGCACGCGCCAUGGACAUCGAUCAAAGUUUAGACGCCAUGAUCAAGGCUGCGCCGAAGAAGGGCGGGCCGAAGAAGAAGCCGGCCGCCGGGAAGAAGAAGACCCCGGUCAAGAAGACCGGCGGCGGCGUCCGCGCCAAGGUGAUCGCGAAACCGCGUCGCGGCGGCCAAGGUGGUCGCGCGCGCGACGUCGCGAUGGCCGUCGACGACGCGUGGCAGCACGACCGCUUCCAAGGCGGCAAUCGCGGACCCAGAGCGGGCGGCGGCGGCGGCGGCGCGAGGCUCGUCGUGUCGAACCUUCACUUCAACGUCACGAACGCGGACGUCAAGGAGCUGUUCCAGCAAGUCGGCGCGGUGAAGAAAGCCGGGCUGAACUUCGACGAAAACGGCCGAAGCAAGGGCACCGCGGAGAUCAUCUUCGCGUCUCCCGCGUCGGCGCAGAAGGCGAUCCAGACGUACAACGGCGUCAAGCUCGACGGCCGACCGCUCAAGAUCGAGCUCAUCGGCGGCGGCGGCGGCCUCGGCGGCAGCCUCGCCGGGCGUUUGUCCGGCGUCGGCGCCGGCGGACGGACGGUGACGUUCAACGCCGGACGCGGCGGAUCAGGCGUCCGCGGCGGACGGAAAGUCGUCGCCAAAGUCGUCAGCGCGCCGCGUGGAAAGAAGGGCGCCGCGGGCGGCGCUAAGGGCGCCGGCGGCCGCGGCGCGAAGGGCGGCGGCCGCGGAGGUAAGGGUGGGCGCGGGCCGAAGCCGAAGAAGGCGACGCCGAUGACGCAGGAGCAGCUCGACGCGCAGCUGGACUCGUACAAGGCUGGCGCCGCCGCCGCGCCAGCCGGCGACGUCGCGAUGAUGGAGUGA